ACAAUAUUUUUAUGAGUUCGAUUUAUCGAUUGAAUCGAUUUAUCGAGUAUUCAAAACCCUUCGUUGAUCAAAACAGCUCGUUUGUCUCACGCGCCAUAUAGACAAACUUCACCAAUCCCAUUUAGACACGUGUCCGAUAACUCCAAAAAAUAAAAAAUAAAAAAAUAAAAUUCUCCCUCGUUUAAUAAAUUCCCGUUUUCAAAAUUACAAAAAUAAAAUCCAUUAGAGCCAAUUUUCACAUACAGUGACUGCUCACCUCACCACCUUAAAACUCUCCUCAUUUAUCCAAUAACAAAUAAUUUCACCUCUAUUUUUUGAAUUGUAUCCCACGCAAUCUGAAUUGAAAUCUUAGCUACGAUUCUGGAUAAUAUUAAUAAUAAUAACAACAAUAAUAAUCAAUAAAUACAAAUGAUUGAUCAGUUUUUUUUUUUUUUGAAUUGUUAUUAUUAAUAGUUGUAGUAGUGAGAUAAAGGUAAUGUGUAUUGGCUAGUGAUCGGAAAAAUCGCGGUAAAUUGAGCUGUGGUUGUGGCGGUAAUGGCUUGUCUCUUUGGCUGUUUCAAAAUCAAGGAUGUUGCAGUUGAACUUCCUUCUACUCAUGGUUCGAGUUUGGAGCCGAAUCGUGUCGAGCAAUCUACUCCUGAUAAGGAUGUUGAAUUUCCUUCUGCUCGUGGUUCAAGUUUGGAGCCGAAUCGUGUGGAGCAAUUAUCUACUCCUGCUAAGGAACCUUUGGUGUCUCGUAAUAGAAGUCCAUUAUCUUCACUUUUUACUGAAGAAAAUGAUGAGAUCAACACUUCAGGCAGCAAAGAAGUGGCGAAUCAGAGUUUGGAUACAUCAAUCUCACAGUUGGAAACAAAUGAGCUUAGGAAUCAGGCCAAGUUGCUCAAAGCUUGUGGAACCUUACCUGAGACCCCUGCUGAAAUUCGGAACUGCUCAAUGAAAUGCAAAGACCAGGCAGCUUCCGUGGCAGAAGUUGAGCCCUUAAAAUUCAGUUUAUGGCCUUCUGAUACAACAUAUCAGAAGCUCAACUCGAAUUCGCUACCUGAUCGGCCCACACCUGUCGAGAUUAAUAGAGUAAAGACGCUUUCUGGGUCCUUGGUGCAUACGCCUAGCAGUUGUUUAACGGAUGGACAAAGUGAUCAAAAUUUAUCUAAGAGCUUCAUCAAUGACAGUGGGAAUUCUAGAACUCUGAUAUUCACCGAGGUUAAAGCUAAUCUGGAUCAUAAUGAUAACAAGGCUUCCGCAGCUUCACCAAUCACUGCCCCAACUGCCCAGUACAGAUACAGAUCUGUUCAUUUUGAAAGCGAUUCAGAUAUGUCUUCAAUGUCAUCAAAAUGCAUUUCAUCUGAAACUAGUCAGAGUUCUGAACAAUCUGAAUCAUCAGGCAGCUGCAAUGCAUCAAAGUAUGCUCCCUACCCAACCCCAUUAAAGCUAACUGAUGAGAUGCAAACACCUGGAACCGUUUUUCCAGCUCAUUUGGACCGCAUGGGAAUAGCUAAAACUGCACGGAUCAGGUCUCAGUAUGUGUAUCCUGUUGUAAACCCCGUGGAUGAUACUUCACAGUUGAAGGAAUUGUCAGAUGAGGAUUCACACUCCAUUCAAGAUUCUAAUUCUAGAUUUUUGUCCAGUCACACUACAGAUUCUGAUCAAAUGCCUGAAGAGACAAACCGUAUGUCAGAACUGGGAAUGUCUGGAUCCCAAGAAAGUGCAGCAAAUAAAGACGCAAAACCACCUUCAAUCAAUGAAGUGCGGAACAAGCAGCAACGUGGUUCCACGUACGGUGAAAAUGUUCAUUAUGCCAGAACUCCUGGAGAUAGACCUAUCAUUGGGUUAGUUGCUGCUCAUUGGAACGAUGAUGAAACUUCUCGUAUAUCUCCUAAAUGGUGGGAUGGAAACGGGAUUCCAAACUCUACCAACAAGUACAAAGAGGAUCAAAAAGUCAGUUGGCAUGCAACACCAUUUGAGGAAAGACUAGAGAAGGCAUUGUCUGAAGAAACAAAUAGUUCACAAAGGACGCAACACAGUGGGAUGCCUCCAAUUGCUGUUAAUGAAGCUGAGGAACCAAGUACUGCUACAUCCCAAGUGCGGUAAUCGUCAUCUCUGGUUGAAAAUUCUCGUUCAGUAUCAUUUGUUUUCCAUCAUUUAGAGACAAAUUCAUGGUUUACUCCUAGAUUUUUGGCCUCCCUUGAGCUGAGAUUUGCUUCUCAGACAAGUGUUUUUCACAGACAAAUUCAUGUGUUUGCUUUGCUUCAUUUCUGAUGAAGGCUUGACAUAACCCUUUGUAUUGCGAGUUUACUCAUGUCAUUCUAUACGAUGUACUACGGUUGGUCAUAUAAAUUG
Molecule: messenger RNA, 2337 nt
Organism: Capsicum annuum
Lineage: Eukaryota; Viridiplantae; Streptophyta; Magnoliopsida; Solanales; Solanaceae
Product: protein JASON
Exons: 8
Coding region: 535-2088 (517 amino acids)
Biological process (GO): male meiosis II
Source: RefSeq, a predicted model, not a curated record